This is a messenger RNA of Penicillium argentinense, 1905 nucleotides long. RefSeq names its product sphingomyelin phosphodiesterase. The record is from RefSeq and is a predicted model, not a curated record. Lineage: Eukaryota; Fungi; Ascomycota; Eurotiomycetes; Eurotiales; Aspergillaceae. The transcript has 4 exons. Gene Ontology annotation, biological process: sphingomyelin catabolic process. Bases 1 to 1905 code for a protein of 634 amino acids. Gene Ontology annotation, molecular function: sphingomyelin phosphodiesterase activity.
AUGCUUCUAUUGCGGUGGAUUACAGCUGCGGGUCUUCUCGGCGUUGCCUUCGCUUCACCGGAGGGAGAGCUAGUCAAGAAGAGCACCGUGAGCGACAUUUUAUCCGACAUUGAAAAUGCAUUUACUUGUGGCGCAUGCGAGGCACUACUUGGCGUUUUGCAAGGACUGGCCCAUUUGGGCAACGAUGCUUUCGUGGAUGUGAUUACCGACGUUUGUGUGUUGGCAAGUGUUGAGGAUAAGGAUGUCUGCGAGGGCGCAAUCUCUCGCGAAGGGCCGAUUCUCGCGCAUGAUCUGCGAAACAUGCAUAUUCCGUCCAAGACUGCAACGCUUUUCUGCUCGACCGUUUUUGGACUAUGCGAUUCUCCCGACGUGACCGAACACACGGUGGAGUUCCCCUCUGCGAAGCCUUCCAACGCGUCUCGACCAUCGCCCAGCGGAGAGACUCCUAUUCAGGUUGUGCACAUUAGCGACAUCCAUGUUGAUCUCUCUUAUGAGACCGGUGCAAACUACAACUGCACGAAAAACAUUUGUUGCCGCCCAUACACCGAAUCCGAUGCCCCAGGAAAUACAAGUUUCCCUGCUGGUGGAUAUGGAAACUCGAACUGCGAUUCGCCGCUGACUUUGGAAGAGAGCAUGUACGGGGCCAUUGAGCACUUAGUCCCUGAUGCCUCAUUUACCAUCUUUACUGGCGAUGUGGUCGAGGGUGCUGUUUGGCUUGUCAAUGAAACCGAGGUUACAAACGACCUCAACGAUGCCUACAAGACUCGGAUGCCAUCCUAUCUGAACAAGGUUUACGGUGUUGUUGGAAACCACGAUGCGGCCCCUGUCAACUCGUUUCCACCAGCUGCUAUUGACACCACGAUUGACAGCCAGUGGGUCUACGACACUCUCUCCUCGGGCUGGAGUCAAUGGAUUGGAUCCGAAGCCGCAACCACCGCCGACAACUACGGCUCUUACUCGGUCAAACAUCCCGGCAGCAACCUACGCAUCAUCUCGUUCAACACCAACUUCUACUACAAGGAGAAUUUCUGGCUGUACGAGGAAACCAUGGAAACCGACCCCAAUAGUCAGUUGAGAUGGCUUGUUACUGAGCUCAGCGCGGCCGAAGCCGCAGGGGAACGAGUCUGGCUUCUGGGCCAUAUGCCCAUGGGCUCUGGUGAUGCUUUCCACGACGGAUCCAACUACUUCAACCAGAUCAUCCAACGUUAUGACGCCACUAUCGCUGCUGCCUUCUACGGCCAUACCCACAAGGACGAAUUCGAAAUCUCGUACUCCAAUUACACCGACCAGAAUGCCAACACAGCGACCAUGAUGUCGUAUAUUGCACCGGCCUUGACACCUACAUCGGGGAACCCUACUUUCCGUGUCUAUUCAGUGGACCCGGUGACCUUUGGCAUCCUGGACUUCACUGUGUACAUUGCAAACAUGUCGAAUCCAGCAUAUCAAUCGAAUCCUAAGUGGGAGAAGUACUACUCCGCGAAGGAAGCCUAUGGCUCUCUGGUUGAACCAGCCAUCACCGAUAGUGCCGCCGAGCUCACACCCGCGUUCUGGCACAAUAUCACCGCGGUCUUCGAAAAGGAGGACUCGGUAUUCCAAGAUUAUAUUGCGCGCAAGACUCGCGGGUGGAAGGUCGAAUUGUGUUCAGGCGAUUGCAAGACUGAGGAGAUUUGUCAAUUGCGGGCGGCCGAGUCACAGUAUAACUGUGUGACCAUUUCGCCAGGCAUCAAUUUCAAGAAGCGAGAUACCACGAGCACUGCUAAGCAUCAAGAGAGUGCAUGUGGCCAGUCGACCAUUACGGCCGUCUUUGCCGACUUCCAGAGGAGUGUUUCUGCGCUGAAAUCGUCAGCACUGACAAAGCUGGGCUCAGACUUUCUGGAUAAGACGGCCAACACGACUUCCUCAUGA